Molecule: messenger RNA, 661 nt
Organism: Perca flavescens (yellow perch)
Lineage: Eukaryota; Metazoa; Chordata; Actinopteri; Perciformes; Percidae
Product: stonustoxin subunit beta-like
Exons: 1
Molecular function (GO): protein binding
Source: RefSeq, a predicted model, not a curated record
AAUGAACGUUUGAAUGAUUUUCUUUCAGUUAUUGUCAGUAAAGUUGUUAAUAAAUCAUCAGAUGAUAACCUGCAGCUGUAUUGUGUCUUGUUCUCUCCAUCAGAUGUCUGUGAACUGGAACUGGACACAAACACAGUACACAGAAAACUCAAACUGUCUGACAACAACAGGAAGGUGACACGUGUGGAGGAGUAUCAGUCAUAUCCUGAUCAUCCAGACAGAUUUGACUACUGGCAUCAGCUGCUGUGUAGAAAUGGUCUGACUGGUCGCUGUUACUGGGAGGUCGAGAGGAGAGGAGUGGGUAAUAUAUCAGUGAGUUACAGAGGAAUCAGGAGGAGAGGAAACAGUAAAGACUGUUUGUUUGGAAGGAAUGAUCAGUCCUGGAGUCUGAUCUGCUCUGAUGAAGAUGGUUACUCUGUCAGGCACAAUAACAGAGAAACAUCCAUCUCCUCCUCCUCUGUCUCUAACAGAGUAGCAGUGUAUGUGGACAUUCCUGCUGGCUCUCUGUCCUUCUACACAGUCUCCUCUGACUCACUGAUCCACCUCCACACCUUCAACACCACAUUCACUCAACCUCUUUAUCCUGGGUUUAUGGUCUGGCCUGGUGCCUCAGUGUCUCUGUGUCCUCUGCAGGACUGAGAGUGUCUCCUGGUUCUUCAGU